Messenger RNA from Sorex fumeus (smoky shrew), 2554 nucleotides. RefSeq names its product basic helix-loop-helix family member e40 (gene BHLHE40). The record is from RefSeq and is a predicted model, not a curated record. Lineage: Eukaryota; Metazoa; Chordata; Mammalia; Eulipotyphla; Soricidae. Gene Ontology annotation, molecular function: RNA polymerase II cis-regulatory region sequence-specific DNA binding; DNA-binding transcription factor activity, RNA polymerase II-specific; protein dimerization activity. Gene Ontology annotation, biological process: regulation of neurogenesis; circadian regulation of gene expression; anterior/posterior pattern specification. Gene Ontology annotation, cellular component: nucleus. Bases 208 to 1416 code for a protein of 402 amino acids. The transcript has 5 exons.
GCGCGCCCGCCCCGCGCGCCGCCUCCGGCCCGCCCCGCGCCCCAUUCACUCGGCUCCCGGCGCACUCGGCGCGGGGCGCACACGGAGCGCAGCCGGCGGCGGGGACGGCAUGCGCGCCCCCCGCUGAGCCGCGCCGACCCCCGCCCGCCCGCCGCCCGCCCGUCGCCGCCGCCCGCCGCCCGCCGAGGACCCCCGCAGCCCCGCGCCAUGGAGCGGAUCCCCGGCGCGCAGCCGCCCCCCGCCGGCCCCGAGCCCGGAGACCUGCCCGGGAUGGAUUUCGCCCACAUGUACCAGGUGUACAAGUCGCGACGCGGCAUCAAGCGCGGCGACGACAGCAAGGAGACCUACAAGCUGCCGCACCGGCUCAUCGAGAAGAAGAGGCGCGACCGCAUCAACGAGUGCAUCGCGCAGCUCAAGGACCUCCUGCCCGAACACCUCAAACUUACAACCCUGGGCCACUUGGAGAAGGCCGUGGUUCUCGAGCUCACCUUGAAGCAUGUGAAGGCGCUGACCAACCUCAUUGACCAGCAGCAGCAGAGAAUCAUCGCCCUGCAGAGUGACCUGCAGACCGGGGAGCUGUCUGGGAGGAGCAUCGACGCAGGUCAGGAGAUGUUCUGCUCAGGGUUCCAGACGUGCGCCCGGGAAGUGCUGCAGUACCUGGCCAAGCACGAGAACGCCCGGGACCUGAAGUCCUCGCAGCUGGUCACCCACCUGCACCGCGCCGUGUCCGAGCUCCUGCAGGGCAGCCCCUCCCGGAAGCUGGCCGAGGCCGCGCCCAAAGGCCUGGACUUCAAGGAGAAGGCCAGCCCCCUGGCCCGGGCCGCCCAGGGCCCCGGCAAGAACUGCGUGCCCGUCAUCCAGCGGACUUGUGCGCCGUCGGGCGGGGAGCAGAGCGGCAGCGACACGGACACGGAUAGCGGCUACGGGGGCGAGUGCGAGAAGGGGGAGCCGCCCUGCUUCAGGGCCGACGCCGGCCGCAGGCCCCCAGCGGGCGAGCGCUUCGGGGCCAUCAAGCAGGAGUCCGAGGAGCCCCCCGCCAAAAGGAGCCGCGUGCAGCGUGCCGACGAAGAGGGCCGCUUCGCCGGGGGCGACCUGCUGGGCGCCCCCUUCCUGGGCCCCCACCCGCACCAGCCCCCCUUCUGCCUGCCCUUCUAUCUCAUCCCCCCCUCGGCCACCGCCUACCUGCCCAUGCUGGAGAAGUGCUGGUACCCCACGUCGGUGCCCCUGCUCUACCCCGGCCUCAACGCGUCCGCCGCCGCACUCAGCAGCUUCAUGGGCGCCGACAAGGUCUCGGCGCCCCUGCUGGUGCCCCAGAGACUCCCCUCGCCCCUGCCGGCCCACCCGGCCCUCGACUCCUCCGCCCUGCUCCAGGCCCUGAAGCAGAUCCCCCCCUUAAGCUUGGAAACCAAAGACUGAACUCUCGGGGGGUCCCGCUGCCCGGGCCUCCUGCCUCCCGACGUCCAGCCGCGAACAGGACGCGCGUGGGGGGCGGGGAGGCGGGCUUGCACGCGGCUUGGGUCCUGCGGCAGAGGGCAGGACGGCUGCUGGGUGGGGAGGAAGGGGGGACCGGGGACGGCAGCCUGCGGGUGGGCGUGGACCUUCGGGCCUGUCCCCACCCUGGGCCAGGCCGGCUCACCGCCCCCCGCCUGGGCACUGCAGAGCUGUCGGCCGCCUGGGCCGGCUCAGGCCUCGCCUCGGAGCCGGGCCUGAGGCUGGGCGGAAGGUGCUUUCAGAGGAAGCCUUCCCGGCCAGCCCCGCCCUCCGGGUGGCCGUGACUCACUCAGCCAGGCAGCGCCCAGCUGCCCACUCCCUGCCCCUGCCGCCCGCAGGGGUGCCGUGCCCGGCCCCGCACUGCGGUGGUUCGGGGAGAUUUCCCAGGCCCGCCGCAGACGAGCGCAGAGAAUGUAGUCCCUUACUCAGGCCCCCGAGCACUGCUUCCCGAGACAGCCCCUCGCCCCCGGCGCCUGGCACCCGGUGGGGCGUCGCCAUGGGCUGUGCGGGGUGCCCAGCUCCCAGGCUCUAGCUGAGGUCUGAGCUGUUGCCUCGGACCCCUGGUACCCUAGCUUGGCAUCGUGGGGGCCCGGGGCCCCGCCCGGGGCCCGGCUGAUCCCGGCCGCCUUGUCGCCCCCGACCCCGCAUCCUUCCCUUCGAAAGCAGAAUCCUCCCCCUUUGCCCCUGCACCAGCUUUUCACAAUGCACUAUGCUUGAUGGCCGACCGUGUUUUUAACUUUGUUCUUCCCCGUGUUUAUUUUGGUAUAAAGUCGCCUUUAUUUGUAAAACUGUUAAUAAAUAUAUAUUAUAUAAAUAUAUCAGAGAGGGAAAUGUUUCAGAUGUUUAUUUGUAUAAUUACUUGAUCUACCAAGUGAGGGAAAAAAAACGAAUGUAUUCCUGUUUUUUGAAGAGAAGAAUUUUUUUUUCUCUCGGGAGAGGUACAGUGUUUAUAUUUUGGAACCUUCCUGAAGGUGUGAAAUUGUAAAUAUUUUUAUCUAUGAGUCAAUGUUAAGUAGUUGUUUAAAAAUACUUAAUAAAAUAAUCCUUUUCCUGUGGAAGAGAA